ACGCUCAGUUGCUUUGGAGCGAUUCUUUGAUGCAGACGAACAUCGGAGUUUGCGGAUUGUAAUAAUAGAGCCAAGCGGAGAGAGCGAAAAAGACAGAGAGAGAGAUAGAGAGCGAGAGCGAGAGGGAAGGCACCAGCGAAUAUCGAGCAUAAAGCAAAGCCCGCAACACGUGAAACAGCCAGCAGCCAAUUGAUUUCAAUUUCGAUUCUUAAAGUGAAGUGACCAACAACGUGCGAUUAACGAGAUGUCCACCACCACAACAGCAUCCAAGGGCUAUAAGCUCGGCAAGGUCAUCAUCGAGGGCAAAACCAAACAGGUGUACGAUCUGCCAGAGCAGCCAGGACUUUGCCUGCUCCUCAGCAAGGAUCGCAUCACCGCCGGCGAUGGUGUCAAAGCACAUGAUCUGGCCGGCAAGGCGGAGAUCUCCAAUACCACCAACGGUCAGGUCUUCCGGCUGCUCAACGAGGCAGGCAUUCGCACCGCCUAUGUGAAGCAGUGCGGCGCCAAGGCCUUCAUCGCCCGCAAGUGCCAGAUGAUACCCAUUGAGUGGGUGACCCGUCGCCUGGCCACCGGUUCGUUCCUCAAGCGCAAUGUCGGCGUGCCCGAGGGCUACAGGUUCUCGCCGCCCAAACAGGAGACGUUCUUCAAGGAUGAUGCCAACCACGAUCCCCAGUGGAGCGAGGAGCAAAUUGUCUCCGCCAAGUUCGAGCUAAAUGGCCUGGUGAUCGGCCAAGAUGAGGUGGACAUUAUGCGUAGAACCACACUGCUGGUCUUCGAGAUUCUCGAGAGGGCAUGGCAGACCAAGAAUUGCGCCCUGAUCGACAUGAAAGUGGAGUUCGGUAUCUGCGACGAUGGCAACAUAGUUCUGGCCGAUAUCAUUGAUUCCGAUUCGUGGCGCUUGUGGCCAGCGGGUGACAAGCGUUUGAUGGUCGACAAGCAGGUGUAUCGCAAUCUGGCAUCGGUGACGGCCAGCGAUUUGGAUACCGUAAAGAGGAACUUCAUUUGGGUGGCCGAACAACUGGCUGAUAUUGUGCCCAAGAAGGAUCACCUGGUUGUCAUUCUGAUGGGCAGUGCUUCCGAUAUAUCGCACAGCGAGAAGAUAGCCACCAGCUGUCGAUCCCUCGGCCUUAAUGUGGAACUUCGCGUGAGUUCGGCCCACAAGGGACCGGAGGAAACGUUGCGCAUUGUCCGCGAAUAUGAAUCGGUGAUGAGCAACUUGAUCUUUGUGGCCGUCGCCGGGCGAUCCAAUGGACUGGGUCCAGUCGUUUCCGGCAGCACCAACUAUCCGGUAAUCAAUUGUCCGCCCGUCAAAUCGGACAACAUGCAGGUGGACGUGUGGUCCAGCUUGAAUCUGCCAUCGGGGCUGGGCUGUGCCACAGUUCUCUAUCCAGAGGCAGCUGCUCUGCAUGCGGCCACCAUUCUGGGGCUGGGCAACUUCAUGGUCUGGUCGAAAUUGCGUGUCAAGGCGCUCAACAACUUUAUCACUCUCAAGAAGGCCGACAAGGAGUUGCGCGGCGUGCGAAAUGCUUAGUUGCUGGUUAUCAUAGCUUAUGGUGGGAGAUAUCAGCAUUGGAUAUCAACCAGGAGGCCAUAUAUAGAGAAUCCUUCCCUGAUCAUUGCCGUUCGGCGAUCAUCCAGGGAUCCCAUAAAGGUCAUCAUCAGAUCACAUACUUUGUUAAUUCUUCUUUCUCCUAUUUUUUUUUUUUUGAAACCAAACAUUUUUUUAUUAGUAUUAGGAAAGCAUGACUUCAACUUGUUGUACCACGUUCUUGACAGGUUACGAACUCGAAAUAACAAAAAAUAAAAAUUACAUUUUAAAUGUUACGCACUUUGAGCUGAAUUUUUUAUAAAUAUAAAAGAAAUAUAGCAUGGAUUACACGUAAAUGUGAUUGAAUGUUUCUCCAUUUUUGGAGUAAAAACAUUCCCUUUCUUGGACGCAACUUUAAAAAUAAUUGUCUGAGUAUGGAAUGCCAUAUCUCGUCGAGCUCGUAAUUAAAUUUCCAAUUCAACUGUGUCCAAAAAUUGUAUUUCUAUUUUUUUGCCAUUUUUUGUAAAUUUACCUUACCAAAAUAUGCAAAAAUUGGUCAAAAAAUAAAUUUUUCUAAAUCCUUGAAAAGGUGAUAGGGAUUGUUAGCAUUGGUAAUUAGCUGCUCAAAACAGUUAUUCUUUUGACUUUGUGUUGAUUUUGAGCAACGUUUAGAAGAAAUCUGCAUUCGUUCCCUAGCCAAUUUUUAAAUUGAUUUAGUUUGAAUUUAGAACCGACAAUAAGUUUUUUUUUGUUUAUUUUUGCCAAUUUUUAGUUCAAACUAAUUAGUAGCAUACUUUUGGGCUGAGACGAUGACGAUUUGAAUGACUAAACUGUUGCACUUUUUAAACGUGAUUCUUGGCUCUAUUAAACAAAACAAAAAACGGGAAUUAGCCAUGUGUAUAGUUUAUAUAUUAAAAUAGCAUCUAGAAUGCUAAAAAAAAUGUAUUAAAAACCACGUUUGGAGAAAAGAGAAAUUGUAGAUAAAUUUCCAAAAAAUGUAAAUAAAAGAGUUAUUUAUC
Messenger RNA from Drosophila melanogaster (fruit fly), 2547 nucleotides. RefSeq names its product PAICS bifunctional enzyme (gene Paics). Gene Ontology annotation, molecular function: phosphoribosylaminoimidazole carboxylase activity; phosphoribosylaminoimidazolesuccinocarboxamide synthase activity. Lineage: Eukaryota; Metazoa; Arthropoda; Insecta; Diptera; Drosophilidae. Gene Ontology annotation, biological process: 'de novo' IMP biosynthetic process; purine nucleotide biosynthetic process. Bases 245 to 1531 code for a protein of 428 amino acids. The record is from RefSeq and is marked reviewed. The transcript is spliced from 5 exons.